Molecule: messenger RNA, 1467 nt
Organism: Miniopterus natalensis
Lineage: Eukaryota; Metazoa; Chordata; Mammalia; Chiroptera; Miniopteridae
Source: RefSeq, a predicted model, not a curated record
AUGAGGAUCCCUGUGGGCGUGGAUGUCCCAUUCAUGUGCAGAAAGAAUGCAAAGCUUCGCCCAAAUUUCUGCUCCUUACGCUGUGGACUGGCUGUGGUCAUGCACCUCUCAAACCUCACCAUGAUCACCCAGCGGGUGAGCCUGAGCAUCGCCAUCAUCGCCAUGGUCAACAGCACCCGGCAGCCUGCCCUGCUCAACGCCUCCGCGGAUGAGCCCCUUGUAGACGCCCUGAGGGACUCCAGCAGAUCCAUCAAGGAAUUCAACACAGAGACCUCUGUAUACGAAUGGAGCCCCGAAACCCAGGGCAUCAUCUUCAGCUCCAUCAGCUACGGGAUUAUACUGACCCUGAUCCCCAGCGGGUAUCUGGCUGGGAUAUUUGGUGCGAAGCACAUGCUGGGGGCCGGUUUGCUCGCCUCCUCCCUUCUCACGCUCUUCACGCCGCUGGCUGCUGACCUGGGAGUGAGCUUGGUGAUUGUGAUUCGCACGGCCCAGGGCAUGGCCCAGGGGAUGGCAUGGACGGGGCAGUUUACCAUCUGGGCCAAAUGGGCUCCCCCGCUCGAACGCAGCAAGCUCACCAGCAUCGCCGGCUCCGGAGCAGCGUUCGGAUCCUUUCUCAUCCUCUGUGUGGGGGGGCUCAUCUCGCAGGCCCUGGGCUGGCCCUUCAUCUUCUACAUAUUCGGUAGCAUUGGCUGCAUGUGCUGUGUCCUGUGGUUCACGGUCAUUUACGACGACCCCGCUCACCACCCCUGCAUAAGCCUCAGGGAAAGGGAGCACAUCCUGUCCUCACUGGCCCAGCAGCCCACUUCUCGAAGACGAUCCGUCCCCAUAAAGGCUAUGGUCAGAUGCCUGCCUCUGUGGGCCAUUUUCACAGGGUUUUUCAGCCAUUUCUGGUUAUGCACCAUCAUUGUGACGUACCUGCCGACAUACAUCAGCUCUGUGCUCCACGUCAACAUCAGAGAGAGCGGGGUCCUGUCCUCCCUGCCCUACGUUGCUGCCUCGACGUGCACGAUUCUCGGAGGGCAGCUGGCCGACUUCCUCCUGUCCAGGAAUCUUCUCAGGCUGAUCACCGUGCGAAAACUCUUCUCGUCCCUGGGGCUGCUGCUCCCCUCGCUCUGUGCCGUGGCCCUGCCCUUCGUGGCUUCCAGCUACCUGACAACCAUUGUUCUGCUGAUACUCAUUCCUGGGACCAGCAACCUGUGCGACUCGGGGUUCAUCAUCAACACCUUAGACGUGGCCCCCAGGUACGCGAGCUUCCUCAUGGGCAUCUCUCGGGGAUUCGGGCUCGUCGCGGGGAUCAUCUCCUCCACGGCCACCGGAUUCCUCAUCAGCCAGGAUUCUGUGUCCGGGUGGAGGAAUGUCUUUUUCCUGUCUGCCGCUGUCAACAUGUUUGGCCUGGUGUUUUACCUCACGUUUGGACAAGCAGAGAUCCAGGACUGGGCCAAGGAGAGGACCCUCACCCGCCUCUGA